Argentina anserina (silverweed cinquefoil) is the source of this 3501-nucleotide messenger RNA. RefSeq names its product DNA mismatch repair protein MSH3. NCBI's taxonomy places the organism in Eukaryota, Viridiplantae, Streptophyta, Magnoliopsida, Rosales, Rosaceae. Gene Ontology annotation, cellular component: nucleus. The transcript has 13 exons. Gene Ontology annotation, biological process: mismatch repair; mitotic recombination. The coding region runs from base 25 to 3315 and encodes 1096 amino acids. The record is from RefSeq and is a predicted model, not a curated record. Gene Ontology annotation, molecular function: ATP binding; mismatched DNA binding; ATP-dependent DNA damage sensor activity.
CUCGCCUCUGCAAAUCCCCCAAAAAUGGGAAAGCAAAAGCAGCAAGUCAUCUCCCGCUUCUUCGCCCCCAAACCCAAACCUCCCUCCCCUUCUUCUUCUUCUUCCUCCCCACCACCACCAACCCCACCGCCCAAAAUCACCGCCACCGCCACCUUCUCCCCCUCCAAACGCCUCCUCUCCUCCCACCUCUCCUCCUCCCCCAAACGCCCCAGGCUCUCCCCCCACACCCACAACCCUAUUCCCAAUACCAAUCCCUCCCUCCACCAGAAAUUCCUCCAGAAGCUCCUAGAACCCUCCACCACCACCACCCAACCUCCUCCUCCGUCAAACCCUAAGUUGACUCCCUUAGAACUCCAGGUCGUGGACCUGAAAAAGAACCACCCCGAUGUUCUUCUGAUGGUGGAGGUCGGUUACAAGUACCGGUUUUUCGGGGAAGACGCGGAAAUCGCGGCGAGAAUAUUGGGGAUUUAUGCCCACAUGGAUCAUAACUUCCUAACGGCCAGUGUCCCCACUUUCCGGCUCAAUGUCCACGUCAGGAGGCUGGUGAGCGCUGGCUAUAAGGUUGGGGUGGUGAAGCAGACCGAGACGGCGGCGAUCAAGGCCCACGGGGCGAAUAAGGGCGGCCCGUUUGGGAGGGGACUGUCGGCAUUGUACACCAAGUCGACGCUGGAGGCGGCGGAGGGUCUGGGGGGAGGGGAGGAGGGGUGUGGUGGGGAGAGUAGCUAUUUGAGUUGCGUGGUGGACAAGAGUGAAGAUGUGGAGGGUGGUGGAGUUAGGAUUGGGGUUGUUGCGGUGGAGAUUUCGACCGGGGAUGUUGUGUAUGGAGAGUUUGGUGAUGAUUUUAUGAGGAGUGGACUUGAGGCUUUUGUGCUGAGCUUGUCUCCUGCUGAGUUGCUUAUUGGGGAUCCGAUUUCGGAGCAAACUGAGAAGUUGUUAGUGGCUUUUGCUGGACCUGCUUCGAAUGUCCGCGUGGAGCGUGUUUCGCGAGAAUGCUUCAAAGAGGGUGGUGCUUUGGCUGAGGUUAUGUCUUUGUAUGAAAAGAUGGAUGAUGAUAAGUUAGGGGAUCAAACUAAGAUCAGUUCAGAGGUUUUAGAAAAGGGUGAUCAUCGUCUGGGAAUUGUGGGAAUUAUGGACAUGCCAAAUUUAGCAGUUCAAGCACUGGCCUUAACCAUCUGUCAUCUGAAACAAUUUGGGUUGGAAAGGAUCCUUCACUUAGGAGCUUCUUUCAGGCCAUUCUCGAGCAACGUGGAAAUGAUUCUCUCAGCCAAUGCACUUCAACAAUUGGAGGUGCUGAAGAACAACAGUGAUGGAUCCGAAUCUGGCUCCUUACUGCAGUGUAUGAAUCACACUCUUACCAUUUAUGGUUCAAGACUUCUUAGACACUGGGUAACACACCCUUUAUGUGAUAGAAACAUGAUUUCUGCUCGUCUUGAUGCUGUAUCUGAGAUUGCAGAAUCCAUGGGGUCUUCUAAAGCUUGUCAGAUUAUUGAAGGGGAAGGUGCAGAAGAUUCUCAUGUAACAAUUGUGAGACCAGAUUUCAACUAUAUACUUUCUUCAGUUCUUACAACUCUGGGAAGGUCACCCGAUAUUCAGCGUGGGAUAACCAGAAUCUUCCAUCACACUGCCACCCCAUCCGAGUUCAUUGCAGUUAUUCAAGCUAUUUUAUAUGCCGGAAAACAACUUCAGCAGCUUCAAAUUGAAGAAGAGGGAAGUGAAAAAACUUUGGUUGGAAAGGCAGUAUGCUCUGAGCUGUUGAGGAAGUUGAUAUUGACUGCGUCGUCGUCCAGUGUAAUUAAAAAUGCUGCAAAACUUUUGUCUACACUUAAUAAAGAAGCAGCUGACCAACAGGAUUUACAGAACCUAAUCACAGUUUCUGAUGGCCAAUUUCCUGAGGUUGCCAACGCAAGAAAAGAGGUUGAAUUGACAAACGAGAAAUUGAAUUCUCUCAUAGGUUUAUACCGCAAACAGCUUGGAAUGCGCAAGUUGGAAUUCAUGAGUGUCUCAGGAACAACACACUUGAUAGAGUUAGCUGUGGAUGUAAAGGUACCUUCAAAUUGGAUUAAGAUUAAUAGCACCAAGAAAACAAUCCGGUAUCACCCACCUGAUGUCUUGACUGCUUUAGAUAAUCUAGCCCUUGCAAAAGAGGAACUCACCAUUGCCUGUCGUGCUGCGUGGGAUAGCUUUCUAAGUGGAUUCAGUGUAUAUUAUUCUGAGUUUCAAGCUGCUAUUCAGGCACUAGCCAGUUUAGAUUGUCUACAUUCACUUGCUGUGCUUUCAAGAAAUAAGAACUAUGUUCGUCCAGUGUUCGUAUAUGAUGAUGAACCUGUCCAGAUACAGAUCUCUUCUGGACGUCACCCGGUUUUAGAGACAACAUUACAGGACGACUUUGUUCCAAAUGACACAGAUUUACAUGCUAAUAGAGAGUACUGUCAGAUUAUUACUGGGCCCAACAUGGGCGGAAAGAGCUGUUACAUUCGUCAAGUUGCUCUCAUUACUAUUAUGGCGCAGGUUGGUUCGUUUGUACCAGCAUCAUUGACAAAACUGCAUGUGUUGGAUGGCAUCUACACUCGAAUGGGUGCUUCUGACAGUAUCCAACAAGGGAGAAGCACCUUUCUUGAAGAACUAAGCGAGGCAUCACACAUACUCCACAAUUGCACAUCACGCUCACUGGUUAUCAUCGAUGAGCUUGGGAGAGGCACCAGUACACAUGAUGGUGUGGCAAUUGCUUACGCUACAUUACAUCAUUUGCUUCAGCAGAAAAGAUGCAUGGUCCUCUUUGUCACACAUUAUCCAAAAAUCGCUUCUAUCAGAACUGAAUUCCCAGGCUCAGUAGGGGCUUACCAUGUUUCUUACCUGACUUCCGAACGAGAUAGAUGUACAUUGGAGGGGACAUCAGAAAAUGAAAAUGUCACGUACUUAUAUAAACUUGUGCCUGGCGUUUCAGAGAGAAGUUUUGGUUUCAAGGUUGCAGAGCUUGCUCAGCUACCUUCCUCUUGCAUCAGACGGGCCACUAUCAUGGCUGAUAGGUUGGAGGCAGUAGUAAGCAGUCGAGAAAGAAGUAGAUACAGCAACAAGUAUCUGCCACAACCACAGACAACAGAUCAUAAAGAAGAAAUGCAGUUGGAAAUGCAGGGAUCUCCUGACAAUGCUUGUGCCGGAGAGAAUCAAUUGAAGGUGGACAUAGAUACCGGUGGUUACCAAGAAUUCGUUCUGAAUCUGAAAACUGCAAUAUCUAGUGAUGACCUUACAGAAAGCAUUCAGCAUUUGAACCAUGCAAGAAGCAUUGCACAAGAAUUAGUAAGCAGGCAAAAGUAAUUAUUCCAAACACACCACCAUGGAGGCUGAGGUAGAGCGAUGAAUCUCAUCAGUUUUGUAUCUCUACUAGUUUCCAAUCUCCAUCGCCAUCUUUUGCGAAUUAUGAAUUAACCAAACACUAUGGUUUUAGGAAGCAAUCUUGAUCUCUAUCAUCGUUUUUACCGAAAUGGUUUCCGAUUAACUUUA